CCCCCACCACGCCGACUGCGCUUUCCUCGGCGGCCUCACUAACCCGACCCUAUCGCUGCCUGCGCUGCCUGCUUGCCUGCUCGCCCAUCUGCCUCCUCUUCAUACAAAGCUCCCCCGGCCCCCGCCAGUUUUGCUUUUCCACACCAGUCUCCCGCUCCCAACCACCCGACUUCACUCCCCGCACUACAGCUCUCUUGCACGUGCCAGUACCCUUCUUCUCUUGAAAAGAAAGCAAUCACACCACCAGCCAUCGCCCACGCAAUGACGGCACAAUCGCCCCAGCUGCACUCGCCCACCUCGCAUCCUGAGCGGCCAAAGGGUAUCCUCAAGAACUCCACUUCUUACCGCUCAGAUUCACACACAUCGCCUACUCGCGACCUGCCGCCUGCCACGAGCCCAAUCUCCUCGGAGCGUCCGCAGCUUGGCCGUGAGCUGUCGGAGAAAGAGAUCGUGCUCGAGAACACGCUACGCAAUGCUGGCGCCCACCGCCGCUCGUCUUCAAACCCUCGUGGCCUGGGGUCGCGGCGCCAAUCGGGCGCAGACCCCACGGGCGACGCCAGCCCCCAGCUCAAGUGGGACGAGGCCAAUCUCUACCUCAACGAGCAGAACCGUGACAGCACCAUGAAGAUUGACGAGCCAAAGACGCCCUACGCCAAGCAAUACGACCCUGCCGAGGACGAAGAGGAAGUCGAGAUGCUGAACGCCCAAGAGCUCAAGGUUGACGAGCUCGACAAGGCGAAGCGCAAGCCAAAAAUUGACGAUAUCCCCGAGUUUGACCUAGGCCAGCCCGAGCUACAGGCCCGCCACUCACACACGCCCGAUAGCGAGAAGCGAGUCAUUGUCGGCGAGGGCAUGGACACGGACGAGGGUUACCACGGCGAACUGCUCCCCAACGCGACACAGGAAGAGAAGGAGAAGCAUCGCAAGUUCGAGGAGCUGCGCAAAAAGCAUUACGAGAUGAAAAAUGUCAAGGACCUGCUAGGUCACCCGGAAGAUGCAGAUGAAGACGAAGAGAUGCCCUUGCGACCCAAUGGUCCAUGAAGGACUGAUUACGUUUUAUGAUCUAUAUUUUGCGGCAUUAUGAUGGAGUUAACAGGAUUUACCUUGCCAAAGGACGGCGCUGGAGGACCUUGGGGGACAUUAAUUUUCAUAGCUGAUCGGCUUAGCAUGUGUGACGAAUAUGACGAUUGGACUCUUUUGU
This is a messenger RNA of Bipolaris sorokiniana ND90Pr, 1201 nucleotides long. RefSeq lists its product as uncharacterized. The record is from RefSeq and is a predicted model, not a curated record. The transcript is spliced from 3 exons. Gene Ontology annotation, molecular function: protein phosphatase inhibitor activity. The coding region runs from base 262 to 1041 and encodes 259 amino acids. NCBI's taxonomy places the organism in Eukaryota, Fungi, Ascomycota, Dothideomycetes, Pleosporales, Pleosporaceae. Gene Ontology annotation, biological process: regulation of signal transduction.